CAAGCUUGAAAACGGUACUUUUUCUUCUUCUCAUUCUACAUCAUCAUCAUCAAUUAAGCAUGGUGUUUUUGAUUUCAACAAUUGUCCACGAUAUAUUCGCAUUUCAACAACAACAACAACAACCAGCAACAUUAGCAGCAGCAUCGCAAAAUGUUCAAUUAGAACAAACACUACCGAAAGGAUAUUAUGCAUUUGGUAAAGCUACGCCAAAUGCUAGACCACCCAAAGUUCGUAAACCACCAUAUCUGCCAAUAUCAGCUGAAUGUCCAGGAAUUCAAGAUGCCAAUUCAUUACUUUCCAAACACAACAUGUGUGGUGAUUUAAAUCGUGGCCUGGUUCCUCGUAAUCCAAUGGGCCAAUAUUUACAUGGCGAACCAUAUCCAUUUGAAUUGAUCAAAAACAAAACUCUUCAAUAUCUAUCAAAGACGUUGCCGUAUUUACAGGAAGAAAUUGAUAAUGUACCAAAAGUUGCGCGUUUUGUAAAGCCAUCGGAAUUUUUUGAAAACCAUUCCAAAAGACAUAAACGACAAGCAAAUACACAAGAAUUGAAUACAAUUGUAGAAAAUGCAACUACUGCUCCACAAUCGACAAUCAAUGAAUCGAAUGUGAAUACCAACAACAACAACAACAACGUUACUAAACAGAAUCGCCAAAAUGUAUGCGAUGGUAAUGUUAUUUGUCAAGCCAUUGAAUCAUUGAAAGAGGAAGGUCCAUUUUCUAAAUCAUUUUUAAGCAACAUUGUUUCAGCUGUUGGAAAUGUGGCAAGCAUUAAUAAUGUCGUAUCAUUGAUCGAUCAAUAUGGACAAUCCACGAAUCAAACGAAUCCGAAUUCAUCACCGAAUACUAGUAGUCAAAGAUUUGCUCUAUCACAACUACUAUCAUCCAUUGGUUCAGAUAGCAGUAGCAGUAGCAGCAGCAGCAAUAAUAAUAAUAACAACAACAAUGCCGGAAUUGGUAGCACUUACAGUCCAUUAUUAUCUUUAAUUGAUUAUUUACAAAGUUUACAAACACCAAAAUUUGCAACAAAACGAAAAACAUCAUCCGAUGUAGAGGAUUUCAUCAACGUAGAUGGUAAUGAAAAACCUCAAACACCAUGUAUGUCGACGGAGGAAUAUGUUUCACCCACGUAUGCCCGUAAUUAUCAGGGCGUAUGGAAAUAUGUUGUACAAAUUCCAAAUGAAGGGUAUUUUACGCAAACAAUUCAACAAACGACUUGCUUAAAAAAUAAAUGUGAUCUAAUUGAAGGGUCGUGUCGAGAAUCACCGAGGUGGGUCAGCUUAUUGGUAGCCGAAAUAUUUUACCCGGAUAUCUAUUUUCCGGUCAAUCAAAUAAUGCCAAUGUUAUAUAAACAGCAGCAACAACAACAACAACAGCAGCAGCAAAUGAUUCAACAACAACAAGGAUCAACAACAUUCAGUAAACCAUUGAGCCAAAACGCCCAGCAACAACAAACUUUGAACAAUAAUGGUAAAAGGCCAUUAUUUACAACUGGUUCAAAUUCAAUCAUUUCCACUGCUUCAGCGAUGAACGCAAAUCAAUUAAAUGGCCUAGAUUUGAAUGCUUUAACCAAUCUAUUAACGAAACGAAUUAACAACGAUCCAUCAAUAUUGAUUAAUCAUUUGGGAAGCGCCAAUAAUAAUCAACAUCAUCAGAAUAAUAUUCAUUCACAUCAUCAUCAUCAUCCUGGCUUACACAAUCUAGAAUUAUUGGCACGAAAAGCUCGAUUACAACAAGAUAUGAAUGAAAAUGAGCUAAAUAAUAAUGAUGAAGAUAACAAUAAUAACAAUAACAAUAAUAAUGGAGAUUUGAUGGAAAAUUCAUCUACUACAAGCAAUAAUAGUGACAAAUCGAAACAUUGUGAUGGCUAUGAUAAAAUUGGUUGCUACGUUGUACGAGUCUAUUAUGAUUGGUUUCUAGUGAAUGGUAGCUGUAAAUGUUGGAAAUCGUCAUCCGGUUCAAGUAUAAAUGAAACUAUUAAAAGAAUUUUCAUUGGAAAAUGGAAGAAAAAAUAGAAAAUGAAAUUCACUGAAAAAUUAUACUGUAAUCAUGAUGUGUAUUGUAUGGGGGGAAAAAAUUCAAACUCAACAACAGAAAAAAAUGAUAAUUUACAUAUUACAUCAUUCUACUCCCACGGGCAUUUUGGGUGAUGAUGAUUUCUGUGAAACAAAAUAGAAUGGAAUCCCAUUAUCUUGUACAUACAUAACAAACAAACACGCACACACAAACACACAUGAAUACAAAUUUGAUAAUAUUAUUACAUGAAAAAAAAAAUUAUUCUAUUUUCGGGAAUAUGAAGAAACACUGGGACAAAUCACUUUUAUUACAUUUCUUGUUUUUAAUUUCUUUUUGGAUGAUG
Molecule: messenger RNA, 2356 nt
Organism: Dermatophagoides farinae (American house dust mite)
Lineage: Eukaryota; Metazoa; Arthropoda; Arachnida; Sarcoptiformes; Pyroglyphidae
Source: RefSeq, a predicted model, not a curated record